Triticum aestivum (bread wheat) is the source of this 1932-nucleotide messenger RNA. Its product is annotated as probable leucine-rich repeat receptor-like protein kinase At2g28990. Bases 182 to 1744 code for a protein of 520 amino acids. The transcript has 9 exons. Gene Ontology annotation, molecular function: protein binding. The record is from RefSeq and is a predicted model, not a curated record. Lineage: Eukaryota; Viridiplantae; Streptophyta; Magnoliopsida; Poales; Poaceae.
CCGUUCGUGGUCUGGCUGGCUGGCUGGCUGUCUGUCCUCCGGCGACGGCGCGCGCGUGCAGACGAGACGUGCCCAUAAACAUUUCCCUCCUCCCUUCCGGAGCCCCCUUUCCUGGCCUCUUCUCCUCGGGAGCCUCCCCUUCGCGGGUGCUCCAUCCAUCCAAUCCUAUUAUGACAUUACGAUGCCACUCCCCAUUGCCUUCCUCCUCCCCCUCUUCUUCCUCCUCGCCGCCACCGCUCCCUCCUCCCGCGCCGCCGACGCCGACGCCGCCCCCGCCGUCCCGCAACCCAGAGGGUUCUACAUAAACUGCGGCGCGGACAAGGAGGUGCAGGUGGGGAGCAUCAAGUGGGUCCCGGACGCCGGCUUCAUCGCCGUCGGCAACGCCUCCGCCGUCAACAAGCCCGCCAUCCUGCCGGUCCUCGCCACGCUGCGCCACUUCCCGGACGCCACCGCGCGCAAGUACUGCUACACCGUCCCCGCCGUCAAGGGCUCGCGCUACCUCGUCCGCACCACCUACUUCUACGGCGGCUUCGACGGCGGCGCCGAGCCCCCCGUGUUCGACCAGAUCGUCGACGGCACCCUAUGGAGCGCCGUCAACACCGCCGACAGCGCCCGCCGCGGCAUGUCCACCUACUUCGAGAUGGUGGCGCAGGCGCAGGGCAAGUCCAUGAGCGUCUGCCUCGCCCGCCGCCCCGACACCAGGUCCAGCCCCUUCAUCUCCGCCCUGGAGCUCGUCGACCUCGAGGACUCCAUGUACAACACCACCGACUUCGACAAGUACGUCCUCAGCACCGUCACGCGCAGCGCCAUGGGCGCCCAGGGCGAGAUCAUCAGCUAUCCAGAUGACCAGUACAACCGGUACUGGGCGCCGUUCACGGACGGCAACCCCACGACGGAGAGCCACUCGCCGAUCGCGCCGGCGGACUUCUGGAACCUGCCGCCGGCCAGGGCGCUCAAGGGCGCCAUCACCACCAGCCGGGGGAAGAAGCUGACCGUGCAGUGGCCGCCCCUGGAGCUGCCCUUCGCCAGCUACUACGUGGCGCUCUACUUCCAGGACCCGCGCACGGCCAGCCCCUACAGCUGGCGCGUCUUCGACGUCUCCAUGAACGGCAAGGACUUCUUCCGGGGGCUCAACGCCUCCGCCGCCGGCGUCAUGGUCUACUCCAACACCAUUCAGCUGGCCGGGAAGACGGAGAUCCUGCUCACGCCCAACGGGACCUGCCCCGUCGGCCCGCUCAUCAACGCCGCCGAGAUCUACCAGAUCGUGCCCGUCGGCGGCAGGACCGCCACCAGCGAUGUGGGUGCAAUGGAAGAUCUCGCGAGGAGCUUGAAGAACCCGCCGCCUGACUGGGCCGGCGACCCCUGCCUGCCGCGGCAGAACUCGUGGACCGGGGUCGGUUGCUCCGACGACUCACCCGUGCGUGUCCUGUCACUGGAUCUAAAAAAUCGUGGUCUUUCAGGAUCGCUUCCCGACAGCAUUGGAAAUUUGACAGGGAUGAAUACCAUUUCUCUCAGUGGCAACAAACUCUCAGGACCCAUACCUGACUUCAGCAGCACGCAGACCUUAACUGCACUGCAUCUUGAUGGCAAUCAGUUCAGCGGAGCGAUCAACCCGUCGCUGGGAAACCUCACCAAUCUUAAGGAACUGUUCCUGAACAACAACAAUCUCUCCGGACUGAUACCACCAAGCCUGAAAACCAAGCCUGGACUUGUCAUGAGGACUGAGGGAAACAAACUUCAAUGAGGCUGGCAAGGAGGAAAUAUCGUGAUGCUAAUUUGUGAAUCUGAUGGUGCACUUAUGUAUACAAGAGAUACAAUUUGAAGAAGGGAGAAGAGUGAAAGGGCUUCAGAAAGUGUAGGAUGAUGAUAUACUAAUGUACCAUGUGUAUUUAUGUGAGCUGAAGAUUGAUAUGAUAUUUGGCAUCCUUUUGA